AUGCUACUUUGCUCGAAUGUCGUAAAAGAGCUGGAAAUUCCGCUUUUGCGUUCUCAUGGGAUGUCAUUGGCUCAUCAAGCUCAAGCAGUUUCGUCAAAACAAGCGCCCAGUCCUGUGGCAAUGGAGAAAGACAAUUUAAGAGCAGAGCUUGAUCAGGUGUCAAGUGUAAAUGCUGGGUGA
Plasmopara halstedii is the source of this 180-nucleotide messenger RNA. RefSeq lists its product as uncharacterized. The transcript has 3 exons. The coding region runs from base 1 to 180 and encodes 59 amino acids. The record is from RefSeq and is a predicted model, not a curated record. Lineage: Eukaryota; Oomycota; Peronosporomycetes; Peronosporales; Peronosporaceae.